Messenger RNA from Pleuronectes platessa (European plaice), 3967 nucleotides. RefSeq names its product keratinocyte differentiation factor 1b (gene kdf1b). The coding region runs from base 256 to 1347 and encodes 363 amino acids. NCBI's taxonomy places the organism in Eukaryota, Metazoa, Chordata, Actinopteri, Pleuronectiformes, Pleuronectidae. The record is from RefSeq and is a predicted model, not a curated record. Gene Ontology annotation, cellular component: cell junction. The transcript is spliced from 4 exons. Gene Ontology annotation, biological process: keratinocyte development; regulation of epidermal cell division.
GUAACCGGAACGUGUACUUGUUGACGCCACCUGGUCCGGUCUCUCCACCUUGACGCUCAGGUAAACGGAUUCGUUGGAAAACUUUGAGGAAGCUGCAGGUUUCGUGGAGCGGAGUCGCUGUAAGGGACUUGGAGGAUGGUUUAAAAUCCAGACGUCUUUAAUGUAGAAGUCGGGGGAGACGACAUUGACCAGGGAGCGAGUCUGUGGACGAUUCUGCCCCUCCAAAGUGUAUGCAGACCUCGGAGCCAGUAAGUCAUGUCUGCUGAGAGCACUGGCAGUCCGAGGCACAGCUCAGGGCGUGGUAGCUACAGGCACAGAGCGAGCCAGAGCAGCAGCCAGAGGUCGUCAUACGAGGAGCGCUGUGUGGACCCGGUGGAAGAGAGGCCGCCAAGCCCAGAGCCCAGGACCAUCCACAAAGCUCACCUGAAGGACGCAAAUCGGAAGGAGUCCGAGACCAUUGGCUUCAUUCCUGGCUCCGCCGACCAUUCCCCUUCGGCACAGACCUGCAACCCCUGCACCUCUCCGGGGAGCUGCAGGACCUUCAUAUGCAGCGUGCUCACCUGCGGCCUGUACAGGGUCUGCCAGGGUUCCACUCUUGCUCCGUGCCUUGUGCCAAACGAGAGCUCUCCAGAUGAGCCAGAGAAGGUGAGCCUCCAAAGUGUGAGCCCAGGAGACAACAAAGAGGAGGAUCACACAGAUUGGCUUGGGGAUCUCCACAUCGCUGGCGUCAAAGUGGACAGUCCAAGGGAGUAUUUAGAGGUCGAACCCGUGUUUCUGGCCGGUGUUCAAACACAGCCCGGCAAUCCGUCCCUGCAUGAGUCCAUGAGGUUCGACGACUGGGAGGAGGGCACAGAGGACCUGGACUCUCUUAUUGCUAAAAAGUUGCUGGAGCUCUACUCUGAAUAUCAAAUCGACGAGCUGGCGAGGUGCACCUCAGACUCUGUGUUUCUGAGGAAGAGCAAGGACAUCAAUCAGCUCAUCAACUCGCUGGCAGAGGAGCACAAAAUGGACGAGCAGGAAGCGGAGUGUCGGCUGGUGCGUGGCAUCAUCCGCAUCAGCACCCGGAAGAGUGGAAGGAAGAGGCCGACCCCGUCCAGGGUGGAGAGGACACUGUCGGACAGCGGGAAUGAGACAAUGAGGGAGAGCGAUUCCUUGAGAUUCAGCAACAACAAUGACUACAAAUCAAAUCCAAACAUCCAAAUAUCCGAACUGACCUCCUCUGACAAGUGUGCCAGGGAGAUGUGGAGACACAAUGGAGGUCAUACAUCUAGCUCAGCCUACUCGCCCUCUCGCACUGAGACUAGCUCCUCCGGUGUCUCAAUGAUUGGCUCCUCUGUGAGAACAUGAUUCCUGCUCCAAGCUGCUGGUCUAUGCUUGAAUAAUUUGUCCUGCUGUGUCCACAAGGUCAGUUAUGAGACAUUGAAAGGAGACACUACUUGCACAGGAGUCACUGGCUGAGCCAAGCUCUUUGAAGAGAUCAUGGUUUUUCAGUGGAAAAAGAAAAUGUGAAAAUUCACAUUGUCUUGAAGGAUUUUAAGUGAACUCAGGGCUCUGUGUGUCGAUAUUUAUGGUUGAUGAAUGUUAUGUGUAUAUUUGAAGGAUUGCUUGAUGGAAAUCACCAGCAGCUUUUGAAGUAGUUGUGUUCUUGACUCUUAUCUGCUGGUUAGAUUAUUGUGCUGUUAUGCAAAGAACAUUUAAAUUUAGUUCUAUAAAAAUGAAUUGAAGAGUUGUGUUUUUCACAUCAUCAUUGUAGAUUUGAUUGUGCACAUUUGUGUGUUGGAUUUUAAGCUGUACUCUUGAUUCGUUUUAUAAAACCUAUUUACAGCUGGUAAUUCUACAUUAUGAUCAGAAAUUAUGCUUUUCAUAAUUUGACAAAUUUCUAUUUGAAUUGAACAGUAAAAGUCUCAAGAAGUAAAAUUGAAAUAAUGAAGUGGUUGUAUUUGGCCUGAAGAAAAAUACAGUUUUAUAUCACGGGCCAUAAAUGAUUUGCGUGUCUGGUACUACACUACAAAUAAGAAUGUGUUUUUAUUGUAAAUUGUGAUCUAAAAACAAACAGGGGGGAAAACCUGUCAAUGAAGGGUUCACCUCAUUUGCUUUUUGCAGAGAUUUAAUUGAGAAGAUUAAUACUGCUCUGAUGUCUUUACGCUAGAAGGAAUUGGCAAUGACAGCCAAUUAGCUUAGCUUAGAAUUUAGACUGAAAAUAGAUGGGAAUACCAGCUUGGAUCUGUCCAAAGGUAACAAAUUUGGCCGAGCUAAACCUCUUUACAUGCAUUACUUUCUUUAUUCAUUAACUCGAAAAAAUUUAAAAACGAUUUUGGGUCAUUUCUUUACCAUAACCUAUGCAGCUCGGUUUUUUGAAAACAAUGUUAUGAGAUGUUUUUAGUGAGGUUAAAGCUGCUGUGGAAGGUUUUUCAAAAGCGGCGUCACCCACGUAGAAGACACAGACUUCAAGGUGUCAAGAGAGUUUGCGGUGAUAAGAGCGGUGUCUGGGUGCUGUGAAGAAACAGCAGUGGAAUUAAUAUUUUACUUCCUGCCUCAGCCUGCUCCACCUCUCACCUGAAUAAUCUGGAGGUUUCGAUGCUGUUGUUAACGUGCCUGUGCAGAGAACCUCCUGCGGUGUUGUGCACGUGUGAAAGGCAAGGUCCGGGUAAAACCCCGACCAAAUUCUCUGGACUUUACCCCCAAGUCAUGUCUGAAAACGGUUUGACAUGACAUCUGCCGCUAGCUGGGCUAACUGAAUUUGAAACAGACAUGUUGCUGGCUCAUGCUACACAAUAAACCAGUUCUGCUAGCAAUUACAUGAUGGCCAAACCGCUGACUGCCUAGGCACCUCACAACUUUAAAGUAGAACCAUGCUAACCAGUCGUGUUGUGAUUGAAACUCAGUCAGCCACUCCUCCUCGCUCUUAUUGGUGAUUUAGUUACAGGACAGUUGGAUUCUCCCAAAUGUAGUACGAGCUCUAGGUGGAGCCAGAGGAGCCAGAUUAUGUUUUGAUACUACCUGCCUCGUGUUUUAGAUAUGAUACCAACAAUUUUAGCACAUGUGACAAAAAGUUUAUGUUUGUAAAUGUUCCCUACUGCACCUUUAAAAAGUGCUGGUGGGCAUUUUAAUCUUUGGCCAUAUCUAGCUCUACCCUGUGUUUUUUUGCCUCUAUGCCCCUUAACAACUUAUUUCCUAAAAUUCAUUAUUUUUUUGGUUAUUAUUUGCUUAUAUCUACGAGAACCAAAAAAGUAUGUUGGCUUUGUCAAAAUAAGUUUUUUUUAUUUCCAUUGUGGCUUUUAUGUUGUGUGUUAAGUGUAGUGCAUAGUGUUGUUAUAUUGUAACAUGAAGUUCAUAUGAAGUAGAUAGCUGUUAAUGUGUGAUACUGUUUUUGGCUUUGUGAGCUGCAGCUGUACUUCAGGUUGUGUCAAGGACUAUAACCUACUGUACCAGGCGGUCUCACGAGGUGAAGCCUGUUUUUCAUACCAAUACGCUUUGCUGUGUUUGCUCCUGGAUCCUGGUGGGAAUUUGUCCAGGUGACUCAAGGGGAUUUUUCUUCAGCACUGUGUGGCAGUCUUAUCAGCAUUAGUUUAUGGUCGCUGCUGGGCAUGGACCUUACAGUAACGGCUUCAAUUAAUACACAUGGGAAGCUUGUACACUUAUUCUAAAAAUAACUACAUUUUAAAAUGUCAGUGUAAGGAAUAUUGAACUAUUAUUUGUCUUGAGGUAACAUGGUCCAAGAUGCUUGAAAUAAGUCAAUGUCAUGAUUUGGCUGCAACAUCAGUUUUGUUAUAAUUAGGGAUGCACCGAUUUAUCGGCCGAACAUCGGUAGCGGCCGAUAUUCGCCUCUUUUACUGAUAUCGGCUUAUCGGUAAUAAACUUGACUUUCACCGAUAUCAUUGGCGGAUGUUCAUAUUUGUGGUAAAACCGCUGGGCACGUGCCGCGGCUGGGGGAGCAGUCCCUCCGUCGCCCUCCUCUCCGCGCCGC